This is a messenger RNA of Zychaea mexicana, 750 nucleotides long. RefSeq lists its product as uncharacterized. Gene Ontology annotation, molecular function: DNA-binding transcription factor activity, RNA polymerase II-specific; protein dimerization activity; RNA polymerase II cis-regulatory region sequence-specific DNA binding. Gene Ontology annotation, biological process: regulation of transcription by RNA polymerase II. NCBI's taxonomy places the organism in Eukaryota, Fungi, Mucoromycota, Mucoromycetes, Mucorales, Lichtheimiaceae. The record is from RefSeq and is a predicted model, not a curated record. The transcript is spliced from 3 exons. The coding region runs from base 1 to 750 and encodes 249 amino acids.
AUGCCUGUCGCGAUUCCGCAACAUCAGCAUCAGCAUCAGCAUCAUCACCAUCAUGCGCCAGUGUUAACGUUGGAUCAUCAACAACAGCCGUUACUGCCCUCGAGUCCCGAGAACGAGUCUGUUCACUCUCGACAGCUUUCGCCUCCAGCGACGACACCUCCGCUCCUGUCGUGUUCUCCGACGUCAACUUCAGGUCAUACAGUAACACCAGUUGCAGCAGCAUCAACAACAUCAACAGCAGGAACAACAGCCCACCACGUUAUUUCUGAAAAGAUUGCUCAAGUCAACAAGUUGCCCGAGUCAUUUUUGCCAGAGUUCCAUCAGUACUCCAAGGAGACGUACGAGAAUGGCUCGUCCAACAGCAAAAAGCGACGACGCAACCACAAGGAGGAUGGGGAUAACAUUGACAAUAGUGCCAGCUCUGAUCAGGAGGACGAUAUGGACAGCGUCUCGGCCGCAGAAAUGCGUCGCCAGAUUCAUAUCCAGUCAGAGCAAAAACGACGAGCCCAGAUCAAGGAUGGGUUCGACGAAUUGCGCCAGCAUUUACCUGGAUGUGUCAACAAAAAGAUGAGCAAAGCAGCCUUGCUCCAUCGAACUGUUCAACACUUGCAACAUCUCAAGAGUACGCAAGGUGCCCUUCUUGCAGAACUUGAAAGACUAGCAAAUGAAAACGAGCAAUUGCGCAAAUUCCAAGAAUCCGUGCUUCACAAACAAGCACUUGACAGAAUGUACCAAAUGGCUCCCAUGUAA